Rosa rugosa (rugosa rose) is the source of this 719-nucleotide messenger RNA. RefSeq lists its product as uncharacterized. Lineage: Eukaryota; Viridiplantae; Streptophyta; Magnoliopsida; Rosales; Rosaceae. The coding region runs from base 76 to 537 and encodes 153 amino acids. The transcript has 2 exons. The record is from RefSeq and is a predicted model, not a curated record.
AAAUCCUCCAAUCCAUUUUCCCUCAAAACCUUCUCGUUUCUUAAACCCUCCCGGCCAACACCCACCACCCCAACAAUGGCGACCCCUCGCUCACUCUACCGUACCCUCCUCCGCCCCUUCUCCACAACCACUAAACCCUCUCGCCAUUUCUCCGAUCCCAAGAAGGAGGAGGCGAAGCUAGCGGAGCUGCGCAGGUACUACAAUCUACUGGUGCUGCGCAGAGACUACGUGAAGCAUGUGAAGGAGGUCCGCGUCAAGUCCAUCAUGGAGGUGGAGCUCAUGAGGCUCGAGAUGCUCCGCGUCGACGAGGCCCGUAAGGAAGCCCAGAAUGAGCAGACCAGGAGGCUCAAGGCCGAGGCCGUCAGGGUUCGCGCUCAAAAGCGGGAGGCUGCCAAGCACGAGACGGAACAAGCACUAUUAAAACAGAAAGCAGAAAAGCUUGAGAAUUUGAAGAAGAAAGAAAUGCUUAGGGAAGAAAAGAAAAGAGAGAAGAAUGGACUGCUGCGGCAGAGUUCCUCUGGGAUCAAGGAACCAUAACUGGAAAAGAAGAUCUAGAAGGCAUUGUUGAUACCACACCCGUUUGAGUCUAUUUUAUUUCCGAUAUGUCCAAAUUAUGCUAUAGUGUCACCAUAUGAACAAAAUAAUCAGGACGUGUUUUCUACCUUGUCCAAAUAUUAUUUAUUCCUUCCAUCCUCCCAAUAACAUCCGAACCACAAUCG